CUUAAUUUGCUGCUCUCUUAAUAUGCAUUUUGGCUCAUGCACACAUACUUGAAUGAUAUUGUUGAUGAAAUUCAUCUGUAUUGAUGUCUGAUAAAUAACUUUUUCAUGAAAGUGUUUCACGUUGAAUUUGUUUUCAUGUUUGGCUACAUUGACCUUAGUUAUUAUUAUUAUAUUCAUAAUCUAAUCUUGUAAUGGCUUCAUAUAAUACUUGUUCUGGUGCAAUCUCCCGCACAUAAAUCUGAAUGUUCUUUGCAUAUUAUGCUCAGUUGGACAGUGUUGAGGGUCAUUUUUCAAAUUUUAUUUAUUUAUUUUGUUGGUUUGUUGAUGUUAAUCAGUAUUGCCCCAAUUUUUGUUUGAUUACCUGGGUGGCGCAAAGAAGGUUGUCAUUUCUGCUCCGAGUAAGGAUGCUCCAAUAUUUGUUAUGGGUGUCAAUGAGAAGGAAUACAAAUCAGAUAUUGAUAUUGUUUCCAAUGCUAGUUGCACUACCAACUGUCUUGCUCCAUUGGCGAAUGUUGCUUUGUACUUGGUUUCAGUUUAUAUCAUAACAAAGGACUGGAAUGCCUAUCUUACGUUUCUUGCAUAUAAAUUGCUACAGGUUAUUAAUGACAAAUUUGGCAUUGUCAAAGGCCUUAUGACCACAGUGCAUUCAAUUACUCGUGCGACAACACAAAAGACUGUUGAUGGUCCAUCAAUGAAGGACUUGAGAGGUGAAAGAGCUGCCUCUUUUAACAUUAUCCCUAGCAGUACUGGAGCUGCCAAGGUCAUAUCAGCAUCGUUGGAGAAAGGAGUUUGGGAAGGCAGGAUGUUGUUACAUGAUUGGCUUGUAAUCCUCACAGCUCUGUAUAAUGAUGCUUGUAAAGUUGUUUAGUAUGAGCAUGGAAAUUCAACAACUUCUCACAUUGAUGUCGCAUUCUCGCAAUGCCCACAACUGCAGCCUUUACCUCGCUUAGUUUUUGCUUUGCUUCAUAAUCCACUUCUCCAUUUCCAUGAGGAAGGAGUUCACGCUGACUACCGGAUAUACCUGCAAUGCCUUUUCAGGGCCAGCCUUGUCCUAUAAAGCAUCGAGAAAAUGAUCAUACGGUGUUUAUGCCUUCUAUUGCUGAUCUUGAAGCUCAUAUUGCUGAAUCUUAUAAGAUCGUCUCAGCUUUAUAUGGGCCUUUUAAGAGCAAAGCUACAGAACAGGUCGUGCAAGCUUGCAUCGAUUUGAAGCUUGUGAGCUCUCUGCUAGAUUUUGAAUGCCAUUUCAACGAAGCCAUUGAAAAGAAGAUGCGAUAAGUUGAGUUGUUUUGUUAUAUAGGUAGAUAUAACUCCAAUCACAAUAUGUUCAUUGAAUAGUUGAAUGCUACAAACAAUGCUUAUGGCACUAACCCUAUAAAUUGAAAAUGAUACUUUUGAAAUCUCUAUCAUUUUAUCAUAUGCAAUCAAGAUAUUACAUACUAA
Messenger RNA from Camellia sinensis, 1440 nucleotides. NCBI's taxonomy places the organism in Eukaryota, Viridiplantae, Streptophyta, Magnoliopsida, Ericales, Theaceae. The record is from RefSeq and is a predicted model, not a curated record.